GCUUCUCACAGAAAAUAGUCACCAGAAAAAAUGGAAACAACUCCAAGACACUCGUGUCUAAAGCUUCAAAUCCCCAACUCCACUGAACCCAUCUUCGUAAAAGGCACAUGGUAUCAGACACACUUCAACCUCUCCAUCACCGACGGCCUCAACGCUUGGCUCUGCAAUGCGACGGAAGAAGAGGUGAGAGAGAGAGCGGCGCAGUGGGACCAACCGGUCACCGAAUACGUCAAUUUGGCCGAGCGGUAUCUAGGGUUUCAACAGCCUGGCUCGGUUUACGGUUUCAAUGAUGCUAGUAAUGGGUAUAAAAGAUUGUCAUGGACCUUUGAGAAAGAAGGGACAAAGCUUGAAUGGAGGUGGAAAUGUGAACCUGCACCAAAUAGCAAGAGUGUUACAGCAGGAAUUUUGGACUUUCUGAUGGAUGCUAACAUUAGGCUCAGUGAUGAAGUUGUCAGAAAAACUCAAUCUUUUGAGAGGCUAAAAGUGGAGGCUGAGAAAUCUUUGGCUCAAAGUGAGAGACUUAACAAGGAGAAGGUGGAGUUUGAAUCUGCAAUCUACACAAAGUUCCUUGGCGUCCUGAAUUCAAAGAAAGCAAAACUUAGAGAGCUCCGCGAUCAGCUUUCAAAACGGGAUGUUAGGAAUUUGCGAGAGGAGGAGGAAGAAUCCACAGACGAAACUGAGAUUUUUGAUGAAGUGAGUGAUGAUGAAAGGAGUGAGGAAGAAGCUGCAAAGGCUAUUACGAGCACUUCGAAGGGUGCUCCAGCAACUAGGGCUUGUGGUCGAAAGAGGUCUACACGAAAAUAGCAUCGAACAAAGUCAAGUGUAGAUUGGAGCAGUGAAAAUCAGUCUCCUGUCACGUUCGAUUUGAUAUCUUUUCUCUGGAAUAACUUCUAGGGGAAGUUUUUACUGUCUUGGGUGAUGAUAUUCGGUCCUUGUAUAGAUGGCUCUAAUGUAAAAUUUUCAACGCUUCUACUAGUUUUUAAUAGAGUAAUGAUA
Messenger RNA from Pistacia vera, 996 nucleotides. Its product is annotated as DNA repair protein XRCC4. Gene Ontology annotation, molecular function: DNA binding. The transcript is spliced from 5 exons. Gene Ontology annotation, biological process: positive regulation of ligase activity; double-strand break repair via nonhomologous end joining; response to X-ray. NCBI's taxonomy places the organism in Eukaryota, Viridiplantae, Streptophyta, Magnoliopsida, Sapindales, Anacardiaceae. Bases 31 to 804 code for a protein of 257 amino acids. The record is from RefSeq and is a predicted model, not a curated record. Gene Ontology annotation, cellular component: DNA-dependent protein kinase-DNA ligase 4 complex; DNA ligase IV complex; nucleus.